This is a messenger RNA of Aspergillus puulaauensis, 684 nucleotides long. Its product is annotated as putative vesicle transport v-SNARE protein Gos1. Lineage: Eukaryota; Fungi; Ascomycota; Eurotiomycetes; Eurotiales; Aspergillaceae. The transcript has 3 exons. The record is from RefSeq and is a predicted model, not a curated record. The coding region runs from base 1 to 684 and encodes 227 amino acids. Gene Ontology annotation, cellular component: Golgi medial cisterna; cis-Golgi network; Golgi membrane. Gene Ontology annotation, biological process: endoplasmic reticulum to Golgi vesicle-mediated transport; vesicle fusion. Gene Ontology annotation, molecular function: SNAP receptor activity.
AUGGCGACCUCUACCGGUGCCGGGUGGGCACAACUGCGGCAGCAGGCCAGAUCUCUCGAAACUCAGACUGAGAACCUCUUUCACACCUACUCCCAAUUUGCGUCGAUGACGAAACUGCCUCCGCAGCCCUCAGAAGAAGAAUCCAGGAACCAGACCCAGAUCAAAGACCUUUUGGAAAAGCGUGAAUCUUUAGUCGCCCAACUAGCCCGCCUCCUGGACUCCGAAGCCACACUCACCUCCUCGGCCCUCAAACAGAAUAACCUAGCCCGCCACCGCGAAAUCCUCACAGAACACAGACGCGAGUUAUCCCGCCUCACAUCUGCAAUUGCAGAGUCUCGAGAUCGCGCAAACCUUCUCUCAAAUGUGCGUUCCGACAUUGAUGCCUACCGCUCUUCAAACCCCGCUGCUGCAGAGGCAGAGUACAUGCUCGAGGAGCGACGUCGUAUUGACGAGAGCCACGGGGUGAUGGAUGGUGUACUCAGCCAGGCAUACGCGAUUAACGAAAAUUUCGGCAUUCAACGCGAGACGAUCACUAGCAUCAACCGCAGGAUUGUGGGUGCUGCAAGCCAUGUUCCUGGAGUAAAUGCUUUGAUUGGAAAGAUUGGGAAUAAGAGGAGGAGGGAUGCGCUUAUCCUGGGAGGUUUUAUUGGAGUCUGCUUUCUGAUGCUGCUUUUUUUUCGAUGA